Akanthomyces muscarius is the source of this 360-nucleotide messenger RNA. RefSeq lists its product as uncharacterized. The transcript has 3 exons. The record is from RefSeq and is a predicted model, not a curated record. Lineage: Eukaryota; Fungi; Ascomycota; Sordariomycetes; Hypocreales; Cordycipitaceae. The coding region runs from base 1 to 360 and encodes 119 amino acids.
AUGUCCGUACUAAUAGCCCAGGCAAGCGGCCCAGACAGGCGCCAGAGCCCCAGCCAUGCCCAGGAAAUGGCUCCAGCAGAGGGAUGCCUCAAAGAGCCUCUGAGACACGCUCUCCUCUCCUCCUUUCUCGACGACUACUGGUACCGGUACCUCCCACUCCCAAGUCUCCCUACCGCCAAACGUCAUCGCGUCCCCACCGUCUCCAAAGCCAACCCGUCUGCCGGCGAUGCAGCACCACCGUUGAACACGAAAGCGCAGCAUUUUUAUCGACUCUUGAAAUCUUGCUCUCUCCGAACUCUUCUUCUUUAUCCCAUCAUUUCGCUUGAGCCCUUUUGCUACAUGUUUUACUGCAGCGUAUAG